This is a messenger RNA of Cuscuta epithymum, 2818 nucleotides long. Lineage: Eukaryota; Viridiplantae; Streptophyta; Magnoliopsida; Solanales; Convolvulaceae. The record is from the annotation of a GenBank genome assembly.
AAACGACAAAAGGCAACCGUUUGUGGAAAACGAAUCCUUUGUUCUUGGGAAUGAGAGGAGGCCUCCGGCGAGUCUGAGUGAAGAAGAAGAAGAUAAAAAUGCUGGUAAGAAAUUUAUCUUCCCCAGUCUUAAAAUCAGUAUGGGCAAAAGAUCCUUCUUCUUCCUCCUCUUCACCAGACCCCCCACUACUCUUCCUCAAAACCAGAGCCUCUCCGCUUCCCAUCUCCGCGCGCCGCCGUAAUCCAAUCAAGAGAACCGCCGCAUCCGACCUCCAUCCUAUCAAAAGGGACCCACCCACGCCCAAGAUCAAAUCUUUCCACAAUGGGCAUUCUCAAUCCGGGCCGGAAAAUCAAGAAAGCGGCUCUGAUUUGACUUUGGGGAUAAUGCGCCGCGUGAUUGGCGGUGGUUGCGCUGGAGAUGGCGGUGGUGAGAAUGGGUUUGAUAUUACAGAUGAGUACUACCAAAAAUUAAUCCAAGAUCAUCCCCAUCAUCCUCUCAUACUUGGUAACUAUGCCAAGUUCUUGUCUCAGGUGAGGGGUGAUUAUGCUAAAGCUGAGGAGUAUUGUUUAAGAGCAAUACUGGGAAGUGGAAUUGAUGAAGGGAGUAUUUUAUCAAUGUAUGGUGAUUUGAUGUGGGGUCUCCAUAAAGAUGCUGAUCAAGCCAUUUCAUAUUAUGAUCGAGCAGUCCAAGCUUCUCCAGAUGAUUGGUAAUAAUUCUACCACCCUGUUUAUGUUUUUUAUAUUUAGAACAUGGCUGUUAGUUUAUCUAUGUGAGUGUAACCUGAAAAGUAUCUAUGUGGUAUACUGUUUAAUGUUAUAUACGCACACCUUAUACAUAGUAUUAUACUGCGGUUUCACUUUCUUUUUUGGAGCCACUCUUUUCAAACUUUGACCAUCGAUUAUUCAUAUAUUAUACUCAGUAUUAAAUUGUGAUUUUAAAAUGCUUCGGAAAAAAAUACUUAACAUGUACUCCAUCCACGUUUAUAUAGUUGCAAGUCUUAACACAUGCUCUUGGGAGAAUUACUAUUACCCCUUGGCGUUUGGUCAUAGUUACCAUAGUUACCACUCUAUUCAAAAUAGCCCAUAUCAUGAUUAUAAAUCAUAAUUGUUAAUGGGUAUUUCUUAUUUGUUACUAAUGGAAUCAAAUUGUUGAGUGGUAUGACUUAAGCAUAAGACUUGUAUUGAUGAAGGAAAAAUAUUUAGAAUUUUUAGAGCACAUAUUUUAGACUAUUUUUAUUAAUGUAUCUCAUACUUGUAUAUAUUAUGCGAGAUUAUUUGCCUAAGCUACUCUGAAUACCAUUUUUUUAUACUAGUAGCUAAGUAGAGUGAAUAAUGACCAACACCCGCGACUAAUAAUUAUGAUGAUCAAUUGUUUUGAAUUUUAAAAUUCUAUAUUGUACAACAACAUUUAUUGAACUUAAGAGUUAUACUACGCAUUAAAUAUAAUUAGAUCUUUAUUGACUUGGGGGGGCAAAUAGUGAGAAAAAUCGAAACUCGUGGGGAAACUAAUUAAUUUUUGAAAACGCAAGGUUGAACUUGUAAUUUUGACCAAACCUUAAGAUGUGAUAGUAAUUAUCCCUAUUCCCUUUUGAGAUAUGUUUAAAUACUUGUGACUUUUUCCCUUUUUGGUAAGUUUUUCAUCUUAAAAAGUUAAAUACCCUUUACUUUUUACUCUUCAUAUUAUUUUUCAUUACUAUCUUCUAAUUUGUGCACUUUUCUAUACUAUUCACUACCUACACUAUUCACUACCUUCUGUGUCUCACUUUAAAAGUUUUAAACUACAUGAAAAGACUAGUGUAUGAAAUGCCUAUUGUUGGAACUACACAAAUAUAGUAAAAAUCACUACUAUAUGGUUGUCCAUAACUUAUUUUGUAUUUUACUAGUAUAUACUUGAAUAAUACGGACUUACGGAGUACUCUCUAACUUCAAAGAUUGAAUUAUUGACCGUAGGAAGUGGAAACUUUAUUUUUAUAUAGGAGAUAUUCUUCCCUAAUGGUUUUAGUCAAUAAUCACUCGCAUUCACUGUAUAUUGUUUUUAGCUUUCUGAUUCAAACAUUAAAGUAAGAACUAAGAAGCACAAUUGACGGUGGUUUGAGUCCCUCCAGACAAUUAGGGAUGGUUUAUAGUUUUAUACACACACAACUUCCAUGUUUAUUUCUUUAGGGAUGAAUGAUUACUGAAGAAAAUGUUACAGUUAAUGUUACAUAUGCUAGUAAAUGCUGAUGUGUUGAGUUUCAAGAAUUUGGCAUAGUUUCCAAGGAUGUGAGUGUUAGAGAUAGUUUCAACAAAUAAACAUAUUUUGGAUGCAAUUCAAUUUUCAGUCAUGUACUUGCUUCGUAUGCUCGAUUCCUUUGGGACUCCGGUGAAGCGUUCGAAAAAGAAGAGGAACAACAAAUAGUGAACAGUGGAAAUAACAUCAGUUAUUCACCAAUUUGUGGAGGAUUGAAUUAGAUUAUUCAUUUAGUUUCCCUCAUGCAGUAAAUGUAAUUUCCUUUUCAUGUUUUCUUUGCUUGUUUUGUUUAUGUUUUGUGUGUUUAGAUUUAUUUUCAUCUUCUUGUUGGUAGAUUGGUAUAAUGAGUUAUAUGCAUGGUAGUGCAUAUUAAUUCUUUUUUGCAUCCAUCUCUAACAAAAAGAUGAUUCCUUGUUCCUUUCUUCUAUGUUUGGUUAAUUGGUUUUCAUAAAUGUGCAAUAAGCAUAAUACAUGUCCUUUUUUAUGACAAACACAAAGUUGUCAGUGUACUAUUGUUGGAUGAAUGAAGAAAAAUGUUGCUACCUUAAUACUUCUUUAUAAAGAAACAAUAGUUUCCUUCUAUUGCACA